This is a messenger RNA of Galendromus occidentalis (western predatory mite), 1005 nucleotides long. RefSeq lists its product as uncharacterized. The coding region runs from base 68 to 667 and encodes 199 amino acids. The record is from RefSeq and is a predicted model, not a curated record. Lineage: Eukaryota; Metazoa; Arthropoda; Arachnida; Mesostigmata; Phytoseiidae. The transcript is spliced from 5 exons.
UUCUCAAGACUUACGUUGGUGCAAACAACUCUCUGGACUUCUUCGAAAGAAUCUCGCACAGCAAAAGAUGUCUCCGGAAGAAAUUUUCGACUUGGAAUGUCAAUGCAGGUAUUGCAAGGAUCAGCGGAUCUUCGAGCGUAUAAACAAAGGCUUCAAAUUCGUGGGAGGCCUGCUGGUCACCACCUUUCUGUGUGAAGUCGCCAUUCUGGCUGCCCCCGCCGCGCUCGGUCUUGCAGGAUAUGGCGCUAGAGAAGUUCGUGCGGUCUCAUGGGCGACCAGAGCUCGAUCGUGGAUCGGAAACAUAUGGGCAGGGCGCGCGCUCACCACGGUGACUUCCACGGCUGCGAGGAGGACGUUGAGCCCGGCAGCGGCGAGCGGGAUACGAGCUGUCUUCCACACGAUAUACCUCGGCGGCGCCGCCGCCGGAUCACUGGUCAAUACCGAUAAGGACGGGGAUCCCGCAGUUCCCGAUACAGAAGAAGCAUGGGACAAUCUAAUCAAUGAAGCUAUCUCGAGAGGCCUGAUUUGUGGGGAGUGCAUGAAGAGGUGCGACUCCAUGCUCCGAGGACUUUGUGAAUCUGUUUGCAAAUGUGGUCUUCUGUUGGCUCCGGGAAUGAGCGGGUACAUUGAGGAAUGGUCGUCAGGCUUGCCGGAGCUCGUUCUCUAAGCGUAAUCGAUAAUACGUCAAGCUCACGACGGGUCUGCGAGAAGGGAAUGCAAUCCACGAAUGAAGGAUCAAUACUUCUUUCGGAGGAGAUGAUCGUUUGGCCAGGAACAGCUGUGGAUGAUAUCCGCAGGAAGUUCGUGGAGCCCUGCCAGCGAUCCAAAUAGACGACUCGACUCUCCCCGAUACCAACCAGUCCGGGCCUCGCUGUGGCGAAAUCGUGGGACUUAUGAUCAAGAAUGUUCCCAUUCUGGUGCGGUUGCACCAUGCGAGGCGGCCAGUAAGCCGCCGGCAUCGCAAGAACAGACAUCGAAACCCAUCGGAAGUAGACAAUGCUACAA